Messenger RNA from Bombina bombina (fire-bellied toad), 1650 nucleotides. It is a transcript of the gene CENPK, whose product is annotated as centromere protein K. Gene Ontology annotation, biological process: mitotic sister chromatid segregation; kinetochore assembly. The record is from RefSeq and is a predicted model, not a curated record. Lineage: Eukaryota; Metazoa; Chordata; Amphibia; Anura; Bombinatoridae. The transcript is spliced from 11 exons. Gene Ontology annotation, cellular component: nucleus. Bases 128 to 1003 code for a protein of 291 amino acids.
UCCUAUCAGCAGUAGGCGCGCUUGUUUCGUUUGGUGCCCUAGGAAUGCCACCAGUACCUGUGCAGCUGUAACUGAUAGACAGAUUUUUGGAAACCAGAGGCCAGGGAGCUGGAAUUACACUGUCACUAUGGAGAAGCAGGAUGAACUUCUGAAAGAAGCUGAAAAUCUGGCACGGUAUAUGUCAACCUACCAACAUGUCCUUCCCCCAGACAUUCACUCCAACACACACACAUCCGAGGAUGCCAAGGAACAACUCUUGCAGCAGUGUGAAGACACAUGGAAUCAAAUGGAAGAGUGCCAAAACCAGCUAGCUCUCCUUGGGACAGAGGCGCUACCUGAAUCAAAUGUGCAGCUUUAUUUGAUGAUGAUGAAAGUAAAAGCAUUGACAGCUGAAUAUAAUCAGUGGCUGAAGAGAUCACCUGAGAUAAUCUCCAACAACCAGGAUAUUCUGCUCGCUGCUGGAAAAGAAGAGCUGCAGAAAGUUGAUCGAGAUCUUGAGAUGAUACUUUCUUCGGUUGAAGCCAAGAACAAAAAGUUAAAGGAAGACCUAGAAAAAGAACAAUGCUGGUUGGCUGGUCAACAGCAGUUAGUGGAUGCGCUCACUGCUAGACAAGAGGAAUUGAAAAAUCAAGUGGUUGAUUUUUCAGAGAAAAGGGUAUUCCAAGAACUUGCGAGUAAACUUGUGAAAGUGAGAGCAUACAAGGAGGAACUCUUAAUAGCAUUGGGGGACUUUCUAGAGGAACAUUUUCCACUCCCAGAUCAGCAUGAAGUGAGCAGUAAAAAGAAAAAGGGUGUAUCCAAAGAGCCUGCAGUGCAGUGGCUUACAAUGCAUGAAAUCCUUGAGAUCCUUAUCAACAAACUGAUGACAACGCCACAUGACCCUUAUGUUAUAGCUGACCAGCAAUACUGGCCUCCUUAUAUUGAAAUGCUGCUGAGAUAUGGGAUUGCUCUGAGACACCCAGAGGAUUCGAGAAGAAUACGGUUGGAAGCAUUCCACCAAUGAGCUCAUGUAUUGCAAUGAACAAUGGGAUAUAAGUCUUCCAGAAAGAUCACAUUAAGAAACAUAUUCCAUUUUUUUUUUUAUAACAAGAAAACUAUUGUUAAUGAAACAAGUAUAAGAAAACAUUUCUGUACUGGUGUUUUUCACAUAUUAACGAACCUAUGUUUGAAUAGACUGUCUGUGUCGCAGUGACCUGAAGCCACUUCUUAUGUUUAAUAAAAAAAGAGACAGACUACCUCUUACAUCAUAUAAGGUGAAUAAGUAUAGUGGGGGUUUUGUGUUCCUGAAUUGGAGCUUCUCAAAGUUUUUUCCAAUAUAUAUUUUCAUUGGAUCUUGAUACCAAUAUUCCGCAGUAGUAGACGCUACAUUUUGUUAUUGUACAUUAUUACAAUACAAUAUAAAACUCAUCUUCUAUUUGUUAGUAGUUUAUGUAUUUAUGUUAUGCAGAAAAUAAAUAUGCUGAGAUAAAACGGAGUGUAUUUUGGAGAUUGCAAAUUUAAAAUUAUCACCGUCCUAAACUCCAACAUCUUCUGUUUUUAAUCAUUUUAAAAAGCAAAAAUAUAAAUGAAUGCUGCAUUGUUUAAAUUCUGAUUGCACUUUUAAAAUAUGAUUAUAUUUGAACCUGCACAAUAAAUGUAAUAGAAUUAUGA